ACGAAGUCGAAAUUCAAAAUUUUGAAGGUCCAGCAAGGAAGCGGUCACCAUGGAGGACGGUGACUGGGACAUGACCUGCAAUGCAGCUGUGGACGAAGACUUGUUUGGCAGGCCCUUUGACGUGGAGGGUGCUUACGAUGGCAUGAUGUUUCCAGUGUCGCCCCUGUCCAAACAAGGUGCGAAAUGCCUUCGGCAAGCUCAGCGAUCGAGUCGACACGAGCACGAGAAGAAGAAAAAUCGACGACGAACUCUUGACAUCUUCCAAGAACAGUUUGAAAACCACGUCGAGGUGCAGCCAAGCAUCUCACUGCUCACCACGGAUGAGGACGACACUGAGCUAAUGAAGAGACCUGCCUCCGCGAAGAAGCCUCGUUUGUCGUUUAAACCAUCCAUUUUUGCAGCAAGACCAACUCCCACGUUCAUGCGGCUGCCGCAGUUGCCGAGUCGAUUGAUCCUUCCUACGAAGCUCAAGACUCCCGUGAAAACACUAUUAAAGCGCCCGCACUUUGACAACGCGAGCAACAUUCCCUCCAAGCGACAGAACCUUUCCAGCGGCAUUCCUGUUCUAAAAGGGUCAUCCGUGUUAAAGAGCCCGUCCAAAAGUCGAAUUCCCGUGCGUGCGGCCGCACUCUAGCCGACCACUCCCUGCCCCUGUAUUUAUCCUGGUGAGAGUUACCCUCUCGUUCUCGGUGUUAAUGCUGUUAAUGCUUUCCCUGCAUCAUGCAAAUCAACUUCCCGUAGCCUACUCAAUAGUUCCCAUUUCCAAAAUAUUCUACAUAAUCAAGUGAACAACAUGGGCUGGUUCCAACCUUUUCCUCCAGCCACAA
Molecule: messenger RNA, 827 nt
Organism: Aphanomyces invadans
Lineage: Eukaryota; Oomycota; Saprolegniomycetes; Saprolegniales; Verrucalvaceae
Exons: 3
Coding region: 50-634 (194 amino acids)
Source: RefSeq, a predicted model, not a curated record